AUGUCUCCUGUCAAAGAGGAGCUCUUGAAGCAUACGGAAGAGCAGUGUUCUGUCAGCCCCUUUGGGCUCAGGAGAAAUUUCCCAGCCAACCCAGAGGAAAGGCCUAUUCAUCCAGGAGUCAAGGAGAAAGAGAAAACCUUUGAAGAUUUUGUUGACGAGCAGCUCAAACUGGAUAAAGAACCACUAAGAAAGGAUAUGCAGAUCAGAACAGGGGCCACAGGGACAGAAAAAAGGAACUUCCUUCGUAAAGGGGAGGGGAGAUCUAGACUUAAGAAGAGCAUGAAAUCCAACCAGGAGGAGCCUCCAGUGUUUGUUCUACAGCACAAUGAAAAAAGCAGAAGAAUGUACAGCAGCCCUGGUACUCACCAGAGGCGCAGCUCAGCAUUGCUGGAUUCCUUAAAGACAAAAGCUGAAAGUAAGCCCUCUGAACAGAGAUCAGAGAUCACAGAUAAAGAAGGAUUUUUAAGAAAUAGCAUUUAUUCAUGUGAUAAAAAGGAACUAGGGUACGAUGGUGUAUUACAGUCAAAUAAUGAAAACCAAACCCCAUGUUUUGCUCGUGCUUCUGAUCAUGUUGAUGGCAGCAACUCACAAAAAAACAAAGAGCAUCCAAAAGAGAGCAAUCAAAAGUGCCAUUUACACCGCAACAGACCCAGCCAAAUUGGUAAUAUUUUGUCAAGUAACAGUGACCUUAAAGUGGGCUCACUUGAAGAAAGAGUCAGCUUCAAAAGGGUAAACGACCGCAUCAUCAGAGUUCCUGAAAGGAGAGCUCAUUCACCCAGUGGUAUGGCUGGUCGGACCGAGCAAAGCGCAGAUGGGUUAACCCUUACUACUGAAAUCAUGCAACUGUGGCACCGUAGUGAUUCUAGUGACAGUACCAGCACCGAGGAGGAUCCUGUGUCUCAGUAUCACAGACUUCCCAAACUUCCAUCUAAUCCCUCAAGACUAGACUGCAGAGAUAAUGACAAUGUAGACUUGUCCGAUGAGGACUAUGCCAGUGAUGCUUUGAGCGACACCAGGGACGGCGUACCGGGCCGAAUCAGAACCCCUCACUGUCCCUUAGCUCAGCUCUCCAGCUCGGCUGGGUCUGGCAGUGAAAGCAGUGAGUCUGAAAUACAGCGCCUGCACUGGUCUCAGACCGACAGAGUCAAAGAAGCUCCUCGGGCAGAGGGCAGAAGAGCCACAGAGACGAAGGAUGAGUUGAGGACACCUGGCACCUCAGACCUCUUCAGUCAAGUUUUCCCCCCGGUCACAUGUCCUGGAGAAAACAGAGCUGACAAUGAAUGUUCAGUGAGAUCCUUCAACAGUCAGCACUGUAACAGCGGAAAACCACUGCAGAAAAUACAGGGAAGAAGUGGCUUGGGUGUCAGAACUGGAGGGCGCAGUGACAUAACGAUUGACAAGAUGAAAACAGAGCAGGACAAAGCAUUAACUUUCAUCAGAACUGAAAUGGAUUCCUUUGCUAAAAAUGAGAAAGAUAGCCCAGGAACCUCCAGACCAUUGAACCAUACACCUUCAGGGUGUACACUAGACCUUACUGAGGCACAGGAUCUCAAGCAGCAGAUCCAGUACAUAAAAAAGCAUCUCGCAGAAAGGGAGCGUGAGUGGUGGCAGGCACACAGUGAGCUGCAGAGUCGUGUUGAUGUUCUCACCAGAGAGAACCAGGUGCUGCUGAGUCAGUGUGCUCUGUCUGAGAGACUUCGCAACAGCACGGGCAGGUCCACACCACACCCUGCAGCACAGGGCAUGAUGAGCAGAUACUCCAUUAACAAGGCAGAGGAUAAGAAAGAGUCUAUGAAAGGAAAGGACACUUCAAAUUCAAGAACCUCCACAGCUUCUCAUAGUCCAGAGAACAGUGAUACAAUUCUAUACAACAGUCAUGAAGCCAAGGGCUUGUGCAGAGCUGCAGAGAAUGACAAGCAGAUUUGUAGGAAAGGUCAAAAGAGCAAGAAUUCCAUGGAAAGACAAUUGCAAAGUAUAUCAACUGUUUCCUCUGAGUCAGAGCAUGAAACUACAGACAUGCCUCAGCUAAACCCUGACGUAACAAAUGAUGGCACACAAGCACUCAGAGCCAGUAAAGCCAUAAUUAGAGAGGAAAUUUGCCAUCCAGAUGGUAGGAUUGAGCAGCUUCUAUCAAAUGGGUCACGUGUCAUUGUAUUCCGGAAUGGAACUACAAAGGAGAUCGGUGCAGAUCAAAAGUCAGUCACAGUAUCAUUCUUCAAUGGAGAUGUUAAACGCAUACAGCCUGAUGGAACUGUGGUGUACCAUUACUAUGACGCUCAGAUAACUCACUCCACUUAUCCAUCUGGUUUGGAGGUUCUGCAGUUUCCUAACAACCAAAGAGAGAAGCGCUAUCCUGAUGGUACAAGGGAAAUUGUUUUCCCUGAUGGCACUAUUACGAGUCUAUACCCUGAUGGUCGACAGAAAACUUUUUUUCCAGAUGGAACUGUAGUCAAGUUAUCAAAAAACGGGGAGAAAACAGUGGAGUUUACCAAUGGCCAACGAGAGAUCCAUACCGUCAAGUACAAGCAAAGGAUAUAUCCUGAUGGAACUGUUAAAACAGUUUAUUUCAGUGGAAGGCAGUAGACAAAAUACUCAUCUGGGAGGGUUCACAUAAAGAACACUAAAGACUUUACUUUUAUGGACAAAAAGUGAGGUGUACAAAUUGGAAAAUCAGAAAUAUGUUGUGAAGUUAACCUUUUAUCAGUAUAUAAAUGUUACUGUUUACAUUUUUGCUUUGAAAUGCAUGAACAAUAAAAUCAAGAGGUGAUUCUGUGUGCAUAUAAACAUUUAAGGGAAGGUGUUUCAGUGAAAAAAAAAAGUCAU
Electrophorus electricus (electric eel) is the source of this 2823-nucleotide messenger RNA. Lineage: Eukaryota; Metazoa; Chordata; Actinopteri; Gymnotiformes; Gymnotidae. The record is from RefSeq and is a predicted model, not a curated record.